This is a messenger RNA of Mycena citricolor, 873 nucleotides long. Lineage: Eukaryota; Fungi; Basidiomycota; Agaricomycetes; Agaricales; Mycenaceae. The record is from the annotation of a GenBank genome assembly.
GCCCCCUCACAUCUUCUCUCCGCUUCUGAUGUUCAGAACAGCUGCAUCUUUGGUGACGAGAGCAUCCCUUCGUGCGCCUGGGGCGCUCUAUGCUCCGCGGGCCUUGCACACGUCCUCGAUAGUCAGGCAAGAACCUGCGCCCAUCCCAAACCACAGCCUCUCCCCUACCGAACCCAUCACAACCCUCGCACAACGUGGAUCCAACCAACUCAGUCUCGAGACUCCGCAAAACAAAGCAGAGUAUGUACUUUCUACGCUUGACAAAGUCGCAAACUGGGCAAGACAGGGCUCUAUGUGGCCCAUGACUUUCGGUCUUGCGUGUUGCGCUGUUGAAAUGAUGCACAUGGCUGCCGCCCGUUACGACCAAGAUCGGCUCGGUGUCGUAUUCAGAGCUAGUCCGAGGCAGAGCGACAUCAUGAUCGUCGCAGGCACGCUGACGAACAAGAUGGCUCCUGCGUUGCGCAAGGUCUACGAUCAAAUGCCAGAGCCCAGAUGGGUCAUCUCGAUGGGCUCCUGUGCCAAUGGGGGAGGUUACUACCACUAUUCGUAUUCGGUCGUUCGCGGCUGUGACCGUAUCGUUCCUGUCGAUAUCUAUGUCCCGGGUUGCCCGCCCACGGCUGAGGCUCUACUCUAUGGAAUGUUGCAACUGCAGCGUAAGAUGCGGAGAAGCCGAAAGACCGUUCUUUGGUAUCGCAAGUAGGAGCAUCCGCCGCCUGGAAGCAUCCCUGUAGUCAAAGUAAUACGUCGAGAAGCUCUUAGAUAGGCUGUAGGACGGGCAAUAUACGCUUCGUUCCUCAAAAAUGGAUGACCAAAUCAAAUUCAGUUCGCAUUUGGGUAGAUUUUUUUGCGGUUCAGCGUGCUGGAUAGACAGAC